Messenger RNA from Talaromyces proteolyticus, 1807 nucleotides. RefSeq names its product major facilitator superfamily domain-containing protein. The transcript has 5 exons. Gene Ontology annotation, biological process: transmembrane transport. The record is from RefSeq and is a predicted model, not a curated record. Bases 107 to 1807 code for a protein of 566 amino acids. Gene Ontology annotation, molecular function: transmembrane transporter activity. Lineage: Eukaryota; Fungi; Ascomycota; Eurotiomycetes; Eurotiales; Trichocomaceae.
CUCUGUUCAGUUUAUUUCUUGUUUCCAAUUCUCAAGUAACUUUCAACACGGACCCUCAACAGUCAACCUCGCAUACUAUUCUACUGCCAGUGCACUAACACAAAUCAUGUCACAGACGAGUGCAGAGGCACGCGACGAGAGCAGCCGUGAAGGCUCUGCCGUUUUGAAGAACGACGACAUCAAAGCUCAAGCUGCCCAACAGCCGCCAGCCCCGUCAUACCCCGGUGGCCUCACUCUAGCCAUCAACUUGUUCGCGCUCUUCAUCUCUCUCUUCUGUGUUGCAUUGGACAGCACUAUCAUUGCAACGGCUAUCCCACGAAUUACCGACCAGUUUCAUGCUCUGCAAGAUGUGGGUUGGUAUGGUUCAUCAUAUCUCCUCACGAAAUGCGCCUUCCAGCUGCCUUUCGGAAAGACAUUCCGUUUCUUUAGUCUGAAAUGGACUUUCCUUGCUGCUCUGCUUAUUUUCGAGAUCGGUUCAGUUCUCUGUGCUGCUGCCACUUCCUCAGCAAUGUUGAUCGUUGGUCGCACAAUUGCCGGUAUUGGAUGUGCAGGUAUCUCGAGCGGCGGUCUCAUCAUUAUUGCGAACAUUACUCCAAUGGAAAAGAGAGCCACAUACCAGAGUCUUUACGGUGGUAUCUUUGGCAUUGCGUCUGUCGUCGGACCAUUGGUCGGUGGGGCUUUCACUGACAAGGUGUCAUGGCGCUGGUGCUUCUAUAUCAAUCUUCCACUCGGUGCUGUCUCGGCUGCGUUCAUCAUCGCUUUCCUCCGCUUGCCUUCGAAGCCCAACCCUUUCAAGGACCAGGGCGUUCUGAGCCUGUUGUGGAAUCUUGACCCGGUCGGAUUUAUCCUGUUUGUACCCAGCAUCAUCUGCCUUUUGUUCACUCUCCAGUGGGGAGGUACAACCUACGCAUGGAACAGCGGGCCGAUCAUUGCUCUGUUCGUUGUAUUCGGCGUAACGCUUCUUGCAUUCAUUGCUAGCCAGGCCUGGCUCGGUGAGGGUGGAACCGUUCCACCUCGCAUUGCCAAGCAACGCACAAUUUUCGCCUCGAGUCUCUUCACCUUUUGCCUCGCGGGUACCUUCUUUCUCCUCAGCUACUUUAUCCCGAUCUACUUCCAAGCUGUGAAGGGAGAUUCAGCCCUGAAAUCCGGUAUCGACACUAUCCCGGUCAUUCUACCCAACGUUAUUGGAAUUCUGUUCGCAGGUUUCGGGACGAGUAAGAUCGGCUACUACGUGCCAUUCAUCUACCUUGCUGUAAUUCUCGCACCUAUUGGUGCCGGGCUCUUGACUACUCUUGAUCCGAAUACCAGCACAGGAAAGUGGAUUGGGUAUCAGAUUCUCUUCGGAUUCGGCUCCGGCUGCGGCUUCCAGCUUCCCCAGGUUGCUGCGCAGGUCGUGCUUCCGCCUCGUGACAUCCCUACCGGUAUCUCCGUAUCUAUGCUCUUCCAGAGUCUAGGCGGUACCAUAUUGAUUAGUGCAGCCAACAAUGUGCUAAAUGCCGAUUUGGUACGCAAUAUUAAUGCGCUUAACAUCUCUGGCGUGACUGGCAUGGAUGUGGUCAAUGCAGGUGCUACGGGCUACCGUUCCAUCAUCCCCGCUGAUCGUCUCACCGAGGUCGUUGACGCAUAUAACUCGGCUCUGAAGAAGUCCUUCCAGAUUGCACUUAUUAUGGCGUGCUUGAGCGCUCUUCCUGCUGUCCUCCUGGAGUGGAAGAGUGUUAAGAAGGGACCAGCUGGUGCGGGAGCUCCGAAGCCAGAUGCGAAGUCUCCUUCAGCUCCUGCACGAGAUGUGGAAAAAGGGUCUUCUUAA